AUGUUCGUCACUGUGGUCGUGAAAGACACAGUUAUUUUACAACCACACCGAUUCGAUAAAGACAUCAUCACGGCUGUGGAAGAUGAGAUUCAUAUGAAAUAUUCGAAUAAGAUUCUUCCCGAUGUGGGAUUAUGCAUUUGUUUAUAUGAUUUUAUUUCAAUCGGAGAUCCACAUAUUUAUCCAAAUCAGCGUGGAAAUUGCUUUGUAGAAACUACAUUUCGAUUAAUCGUAUUUAAACCUUUCAUUGGAGAAAUUAUUACAGGAAGAAUUAUGGGCUCAGAUCCAGAACAAGGCUUGAAAAUUGCCAUCGGAUUUUUCAAUGACAUCUACAUUCCUCCUUAUUUAUUGGCUGAGCCUUCUAGAUUUGAUGAUGAAACGAAUCAAUGGCAAUGGGUCUAUGAGGAAAAUGCCCUUCCAUAUGCCUAUCCUCAAGAAAUUCGAUUCCGAGUCAAUUCCAUAACAUUUAACACAUCCCUAGAUUCAAAUCCUCCUCGUCAUGUAGAUGAGAGAAACAAACCUCCUCCAGCAACAACAGCUACAACGACCACAGGUGAAGAGGAGCCUCAACUACCAGAGGAAAAACCUCCAAUGAUUAUCAUUGGAAGAGUGAAUGAGCCUGGUCUUGGUUUAACAUCGUGGUGGGCAUCCAGCGAAACUGGAGAAGACGUCUCUGAGGAAACAACAACAUCUCAACAAAAAGAUGACACCAUUCUAGGAAGUAGUAGUAAUUUAACAUCAUCUGGAGCAACAAGUACGUCAUUGUUUUCCAAUAUUGACGAUCAAAUUUUGAAUACAGAAAUAUAG
Messenger RNA from Naegleria lovaniensis, 804 nucleotides. RefSeq lists its product as uncharacterized. Gene Ontology annotation, cellular component: RNA polymerase III complex. Gene Ontology annotation, biological process: DNA-templated transcription; transcription initiation at RNA polymerase III promoter. The coding region runs from base 1 to 804 and encodes 267 amino acids. The transcript has 2 exons. NCBI's taxonomy places the organism in Eukaryota, Heterolobosea, Eutetramitea, Acrasida, Naegleriidae. The record is from RefSeq and is a predicted model, not a curated record.